This is a messenger RNA of Cololabis saira (Pacific saury), 4097 nucleotides long. It is a transcript of the gene cmklr1, whose product is annotated as chemokine-like receptor 1. Gene Ontology annotation, cellular component: plasma membrane. Lineage: Eukaryota; Metazoa; Chordata; Actinopteri; Beloniformes; Belonidae. Gene Ontology annotation, biological process: complement receptor mediated signaling pathway; chemotaxis; regulation of calcium-mediated signaling. Gene Ontology annotation, molecular function: complement receptor activity; G protein-coupled receptor activity. The transcript is spliced from 2 exons. The record is from RefSeq and is a predicted model, not a curated record. Bases 2162 to 3295 code for a protein of 377 amino acids.
CCCACAAGAUGUGAUACAAUACUUUUGUACGAGCUUAUUUCAUGCAAAAGAGAAAUAACUAUUUAGAGAAAAUGAAUACACUUUUCUGCUGCCAUCACAUUUACACAACUGUUUUGUCUAUGAAGUUAUCUGAAACUUUGUCUCAUCAGAACAUAGAAAUGCUUCAUGUAGAGCACGACUACCAGAUGAUGAGGAUGACACGGUGUGUUUCCAUGUUGUCUUAAUUUAUUCACCUGACUCAUGUUUUGUCGAUCAAGAGAUAAAGGAUUCAAUUUUUUGUUAAUCAAUGAAAUGAAUAGUCACUUUUGAAGGCACUGACCCAAGGAAAGAAGAAUUAAUGUUUUCAGCAUUUAUUUAUGUCCAGGUUACAAACAUUGUAAAAAGAACCGAUGCAAAAAUCACUUCACUGUGCAACACUUUCCCCAAAGAUCGCAGAAAAAGUAGAUGUUAAGGAUAUGUUGGUUGAAGGCUACCUGUAGUUAUGUGAUUGUUGUAGAUUUAUUUUAACAUUCAGCCAUACUGAGUGUGUUGUAUUGAUUUGUUGUAACAAAGGCUUUGAAUCUGUUAAGAGACAUAGCCUUUUUACAAAAGUUGACACAAUUUCAAUGAAAUAACUGUGACAUGCUUUGGUCAAAACAUACAAACCCCUCUUUCGAUUGCUUUCAGCUGUAGUUCAGUCAUACUGAUUCCUCUUUAAGGCACAGUCUUGUCACAAAUAAUAAUUUAACUGGUCUAGGAUGAAAAAAACACUACAUAGCAGAUGGGAAUGCUGAAGCAAGCCAAUGGCUUGAGUAGUUAGUCAUGAUCUCCUUCACAUAUUGACUCAAUAAACCCAGAGCAUCCUGUCAAUCCAUUCCUGUGUUUUACAUUUUCAAAUGCCAACAUUAGGUAUACAAUUUAAGUUGUAUGAAAUUAAAAAUGAGUAAAGUAAGAGUUUGGACUUCAUACUUCCGAGAUACAUUUAAUGUGACAUGAUUUAAAGUUGCAGGUGGAGAUACAGAUGGUGAAGUUGGAUAUUUCUAGUCUGAGCUAGGUCUGUGAUUUAACAGUUAAGGCAUAUUUUCAAUCUCACAGGUGGCCCCAUUCAAACUGACAGUGUUGUGUUGAGUCAAUAGUCAUUUCAAACACCAAAUAUAGGCUAAAGGACCAGGAUUUUUUUUUCUUAAACAUAAUAUGUCUCCUUUAAAAGCUUGUGAUGAUUAAAUUGUUCCCUGUUCAAUAAUAUAUCUUAACAGCACAUUUUUUUGACGGUACUCUGUAUGCCCUGUCAUAUCUUUAAAGGUAAGAGAAUAUGUAUCUGACUUAUUAAUAUAGAAAUAAAUAAUAAUAAUAGUAGUAACAAAAUACCCAGGUGACUGAAUGAGGGCCAGAAAACAUGAACUUCCACUUUCUGUAUAAUAUGAAUAUAUUUUUAUAGUGUGUGCUGACACAUCAGAAAUAUUUGUAAUGCAAAAAGCAAAUUGGACAAAUGUCUCUAUUUUUAACAUAUGCUUUAAACUUUAUUGGCUCUUGUUUUCAUUGACAAGCUGGUACCUCCUUGACAAGUGUCACUUCUGAAUGUAUUUUCUAUGGACUGAAUGUAAUGUAAUGAGGCCCAAUAAAAGAUUAAAUUAAGUUCCAUUUUCUGCUGUUUGGUGACAGAAAAAUAUAUACUGUACGUAAACACUAUAGGGUUGUCUACUCUUAAAAUUAUCAAGCUAUGCAACAAGUAACACCUAAUUCUUUGAUAUGUAAAAGAACCUGGCCUAUUUUACAUGUUACCGCCUGUCAUCUAUUUAAUAAUUCAUUGAUAUUUCUGUAUUAUAAUAAUUCAGUCAUUUUGAACGAAUCAAAGGAGAAGCAAAUAAACUUUCAUUUGUCACAAGGUUUCAGUUUGAUGGCUGAUAGCAUUUUUUUUGUUGUUGUAACAUUUAUUCUGUCCAAAUUAGACGUAAAAACAUUCAGAAGCUUUAUUUUAACUGAAAACAUCUCCUAUAACAGAUUGAUGUUAUAAGAUGUUAAAAUCAUUCCUCCAUGUUGACAUGUAAUACGUCUCAGAGUUGCUGAGAGGUCAAGACCUCUGAGUAACUGCAAAUGCAGUACUGAAAUCAUGAAGGGGAUGGACGUGUUGAGAAACCACCCUGUCAGCAGAGGUUCCUAACACACAGAGGAAACAGCUCAGAUGUGUCAUCACUCGUCUCUGGCCACGAUCAAGUCAGCAGCAGAGGACAGUGCGCUUGACAUUUCCAAGAAAAAAGUCAAAAUCAAAAUGGAAAUGGGAGACAAUUUCUACGAUGGUGAUUACAACUACACUGAUGAAACCACUAUCGCUCUAAAAGACGACUUCGUUUUUCAGCACCAAUCCUCUUCCCAAUGCUUCAAGCAAGUCAUUUGUGUGUCUUUGAUGGUAAUCAACCUAAUCAUUUUCCUGCUGGGUUUCUGUGGAAAUGCUUUGGUCAUCUGGAUCUCUGGCUUCAAGAUGAAGAGGACGGUCAACACCACGUGGUACCUGAGCCUUGCCAUCUCUGACUGCGUCUUCUGUGCUUUCCUGCCUUUCAACAUAACCCAGACGGUGAUGGAGGACUGGGUCUUUGGAUACUUCAUGUGCAAGUUUGUCUCUUUUGUAAUGUUCCUCAACAUGUUCAGCAGCAUCUUCCUCCUUGUUGUCAUCAGUGUUGACCGCUGUGUGUCGGUCAUGUUUCCGGUUUGGGCCCAAAACCAGCGCACCAUUCAAAAGGCAUCAGUUGUGGUUGUACUGGUUUGGCUUCUAGCCAUUGGACUGAGCAUUCCCUCAAUGAUUUUUCGGGACGUUAAUGAUCAUAUGGGUAGGACCUUUUGUUUCAACAAGUACACGUUAUACCCACAUAGUCACAAGAUUGUUGCACUGAUCCGCUUCCUUGCAGGCUUUGUCGUCCCUUUCCUGAUCAUUAUCAUCUGCUACUCCAUCAUAAUCUCUAAACUUCGAAGCAACAGGUUAACAAAAUCCACAAAACCCUUCAAAGUGAUGACUGCACUCAUCGCUGCUUUCUUCAUCUGCUGGCUGCCCUACCAUGUGUUCAUACUGCUUGAGCUGAACCACGAAAACUAUGACCAUAGCAUUUUGACCACUGGGCUCAAAGUAGGCACGUCUUUAGCAGCAGCAAACAGUUUCCUGAACCCUGUGUUGUACGUUUUCAUGGGCAAGGAUUUCAAGCAGAAGUUCAAGAGCUCUCUGUUCUCAAAGAUGGAGAAUGCAAUGGCAGAGGAAGGCCGCACUAUCAGCCGAUACCUGUCCAGGUCCAGCUCCGUGGACGGCAGAGCUUCCACCCACAUUUAGGGUCUCGACGUGAAUCUCAAAACUGUUUCAUUUCGUGUGGUAAUAGGCCACCAAAAAUACACUUUUAAAAUGUGAAUUUACAGAUGAUUUAUAUGUCAUUUUUCCCAAAAACGCAUUCCGUGAAUCUAAAAUCUAAUUCAUUUUCAAAUAUAAUUGCAACUCAAUUGCAUCUCCAUGUUGCAAUGGAGGUUCGGUUGUUAUCCAGUUCAUUCAGUUUGCAGGUAAUUGUUUAUGGAAAUUUGCCGUUCCUUUUAACUGCUGUACAUAGAAGUCUUUUAGUUGAAAAAUAUUUAGUUUGUAAAAUAUGAGCUAUAUUUUGUGAUAGUGAACAUGAAAUGAUAAAUGGAUUUUCAUCAUAUUGUCUGAAAAUGCAGACUCAACACAAUGACUGUAUUCAUGAGCAGAAACGGUGGAAAGCAUUACAUUCCUCAUAUGUUCACUGAUUGUUAAUAGAUACAUUUAUGAAUCCACUGUGGUCUUUAAAUGCAAUCAUUUUUUUUUUCAUUUAUGAAAUAUUGAAGAGAGAAGAAACAUAUAUAAGCAGAUAUGUUCCUCAGUUGGAUUAAAUUGUUCAUUUUUGCCUCAAAGUUCUCAGACCUGUUUAAAGUAAGCAACACAUUUACUGCCAGUCAGUUUCUUUGUGCUUUGAUCCACUUUUUAACAGUAAUUUGUUGAGCUGAUGAAGAAACUUCAUAGAAACUUUGUACUAAUAUAGUUAUGUUAUUAGUGAUUAACAAAAAACAAACUGGUGAAUGGACCUGUACAUAUGUAAUUUUAUGUAUGAAUGUGUGAAAUAAAUUAA